Messenger RNA from Salvia miltiorrhiza (redroot sage), 963 nucleotides. RefSeq lists its product as uncharacterized. The record is from RefSeq and is a predicted model, not a curated record. The transcript is spliced from 3 exons. NCBI's taxonomy places the organism in Eukaryota, Viridiplantae, Streptophyta, Magnoliopsida, Lamiales, Lamiaceae. The coding region runs from base 227 to 772 and encodes 181 amino acids.
AAAAAAUUGAAAAUAGUUAUUGAGUUUAGAAAGUAAGAUAAAAAGCAUGAAGAUGGUAGAAGUGACGUGUUGGUCGAAGCUGCUUCCACAGACGCUCUCUGCGCUUCAUUGCUUGACAAGUGGCUCUUUCUGCAUGCUAAUCACUUCUCCCUAGAAACUUCCAUUUCUAUAAAUUUUCUUAUUCUCAAUCAGUUCUGAAUUGCACUCGAUCACCAAUUUCGGAAAAAUGGCAUUUCGGUCAGCGGCUUACUGGAAAUCAAUGGUAAAAGUGGUUGGGAGUUGUUCGAGUUUCACGACAUCAACUCUGCCCAAAUUGAAAGCCUACGCCCCCGCCGCCACUCAUGUUCGCCCCUCUUCAGCUUCAGGGGACUCUAAAUCAAAGUUGGGUGCGAGGGGGGAUAUGUUUCCGGUGUUGAUGGCGGUGGGGAUGAUCAGUCUGUCGGCGGGGUUUGGAUUAUUUACGGCGUGGCACCAGCUGGGGCGGGGGCCGAAUCUCUAUGUGAAGAAAUCGAGGAGGGAGACGAUCCCGGAGGUGGUGGAGCCGGAGCACGUGGCGGAGGAGGCGGAGAAGUUCGUGAAACAAUCUUUCUUCAGGAAGGUUGCCCAUAUUCAGGAGUUGGACCGCCAAAACGUCAUGUCUGAUCCACUCCGUGGUGAUGUGUUCACAAGGUAUAUAUUCGUAUUUCCUGAAUUAAAUGGAUUAUCCAGAGUUAAUUAUAUGAAAAAGGAGAGUAAAAUGAAAUAUUUUAUGUUGGUGGUGGCAGGGCAGUAAAGGUGGAGACACUGAGGGACGCCGGGGUGGAUCCCGAACCCAAUUAGACGAGUCUUGUGUUUUUGGAGAUAAGGGUUAUACUUAUACGUGUGUACAUACUCCGCGCUUAAUUUGCAACAUCAUUCUCCUUGCACUCGGAGAUUCUUAUCAUGCUUUGCAAACUUGCUAUAAAACCACUAAUGCUUUCUGCA